Molecule: messenger RNA, 2204 nt
Organism: Diachasmimorpha longicaudata
Lineage: Eukaryota; Metazoa; Arthropoda; Insecta; Hymenoptera; Braconidae
Product: synaptic vesicle glycoprotein 2B-like
Exons: 12
Coding region: 245-1930 (561 amino acids)
Biological process (GO): transmembrane transport
Cellular component (GO): membrane
Molecular function (GO): transmembrane transporter activity
Source: RefSeq, a predicted model, not a curated record
UUCAAGCUUCGCUCAUUUCAGUUCAGGAAUCAGCUUCAAUAUUGAAAUUUAUCUUCUUGUUACGAAGUUUCAUGUCGUCGUAAAAUUCAUUUUUCUUCCAUAAUUCUGGUCUGAGGGAUAACAUUCGAAUCUUUUCGUUUUCGAUUUCUCUUCAUCAGGAGUUGUAGGAGGAUUAAAAUUAGUGGUAAUUUAUAAAAAAUCAAAGUGGUGAACGUCAGGCAUUAUUUGUUAGCAACUGUAUUCCAUGAGUCCUUCACUAAAGAAACAAGCUGCAUCGCGAUGUUACCUCGAUAAUACACCACCAUGGAUUAAUCAGGAGGAUCUCAAAGAUAUCUGUUCUACUUACGAUGAGGUCACUAAAAAUGAGCAAGAGGGUCCUGCUGAUUUUGAACGUGCUAUCAGUUUAACUGGAUAUGGAAAGUUCAAUUAUUUACUAUUGUUGGCUAUUCUGCCAGCUGGAUGGGCCAGUAUUUAUGGGUCCACUUCAAUGUCCUAUGUCCUACCAUCGGCUGAGUGCGAUCUCAGUCUCACCCUGUUUGACAAGGGAUUACUCAAUUCCAUGCCAUUUGCAGGCAUGAUUGUAACUGCCUUCUUGUGGGGCUUUCUCACUGACACGUACGGACGUAAGAAGGUAUUAACAUAUGGGUACCUUACCACUUCGAUAUUCAGCUUUGCUAGCUGCAUGUCCCAUGCCUCCUGGCUACUCAUUUUAUUCAAAUUCAUCAAUGGCAUAUUGAUAUCCGGUCCUUAUACAGCACUGAUGUCAUACCUUGCUGAAGUACAUGGUGAGCAGCAGAGGUCGAGGAUAUACAUGUGGUUGGGGGUGUUUUUUUCACUGGGUCACAUAUCGAUACCAUGUUUGGCAUGGAUAAUUAUUCCCCAAGAAUUUCGUCUACCUAUGUUCAACGGUUCAAUGGAGUUUACCUCCUGGCGUCUUUUCUUGGCCCUUUGUGCCCUUCCCGAAUUUACCGCGUUUGUCGUGCUCUCCCUGUUCCCUGAGUCACCUCGAUUCCUCCUAUCAAAGGGUCGCGACGACGAAGCACUCGAGGUCUUUCGUCACAUCUACUCCCUCAAUACAGGAAAAAAUCCCGACACCUACGCGGUGAAAUGUGUGACUGAUGAGAGUUACGUUAAGACUCAUGGGACGAGUAUCCUCAGCAAUUUUCAAGGGGGAUGGCUGCAGAUGAAGCCACUGUUUACCUCACCCUAUUGCUACAGGUUGAUACUCAUUGGAAUGAUACAGUUCGGUGCUACCAUUGGGUCAAAUACUCUGAGGCUCUGGAUGCCUCAAUUAUUUGCCAUGAUUGAGACUUAUGAAGCUAGUCAUCCAGUUGGAAGUAACGAACAAUUUCCGUCGAUCUGUGUCAUGCUCGAAAUUACCAAUACAACUAUUGAUACUAUUAAUAAAAAUAAUUUAAUUAAUAACACUAUUGAAAUGGAAAAAAUUUGUACACCGGUCAUUCUGAACUCUACUGUGUACCUGAAUUCAAUAGUUAUCGCGGUAACUGGAGUCGUCGGAUAUGCCUUGGCUGGGUCAUUGAUCAAUUGCGCUGGGAAAAAAAAAUUAAUGAUGUUUUGCUUUCUCUCUGCUGGUCUAUGCUGUGGAAUUCUGUAUUGGGCUGAGAAUUCCAGUGGAAUUUUGGGUAUUUCGUCAGUAUUCGUCGCCCUAUCCAGCAUUGGUGGGGCUGCAGUUACGAAUGUUAUUGUUGACAAUUUCCCUACUACAUUAAGGGCUAUGGCUAUUUCAAUGAUGAUGAUGAUGGGAAGAAUAGGGGCCGUCAUUGGGAAUUUAUUUUUCCCAUUACUCUUCAAAUUAAGCUGUUUAGGGCCUUUCUUCAUGAUUGGAAUGGCAUGCUUAGUUUGCUCGAUUCUCGUGUUCUUCAUACCCGCCAAAAAAUCGGACUUCAAGGAGUCAAUAGAGUCGGCCUAAAGUAGAAUAAAAAAGAGUACAAUGCUCAUGAGUUAGAAUGAAAAAUCACAAACCUAAAACCGCUUCAGAGUCAAUUGUAAAAAACAGUGCUGUAACUUUUAAUGGUGAAUCUAGAAAUUUGAUAUUUUUAGAUCUCUAAACAUUAUAACUAUGUAUGUAUUUAUCACUCAUUUCACACAUUAAUGUAAGGAGAGAUUUCAUAAUUUAUGCAAGUGUUUAUGGCUCUUGAUGAUAUCUAUUUUAUAUGGAAUAAAUACAUUAUAAUGAAAAACAA